CUCGUCGAGGAGGAGAGCCAACCAACCAACCAAUCCGGCGGCGCUAGCCCUCGCCGCCGCCGCCAUCGCCGCCUGCCAUGGCCGCCCGCCGCGGCCCGCACGUCAUAAAGCUGCACGACUCCGCCCCGCCGCUGCUCGGACGCGCGCCGAUGGCGCCGCCUCCUGGCGCCCGCGACGAGCCCCCGCCGGCCGCCGUGCUCGUCCACCACCCGCGAGGGGGGCUCGCCCCCCACCCCGCCGUCGCGGCGCUCGAGGACCGGCUGUCCGCCCGCGACAGCGACAUCCAGGACCUCCUCGUCGACAACCAGCGGUUCGCGGCCACACACGUCGCGCUCCAGCAGCAGCUCAUCGGCGCGCAGCACGAGCUCCGGGCGGUGUCGAUCGCCGCCACCAAGGCGCGAGCCGAGCGCGAGGAUGAGGUCCGCGCCAUGGCGGAGCAGGCCGUGCGCAUCGAGGCCGAGGCUCGGACCUUCGUUGCCGCGCGCGCCGAGGCCGACCAGGUCCACGCCGACGUGCGGGUGCUCGCCACCGCGCGCACUGAACUCGUUGAUCGAUUGCAGGACCUCCGUGAGCAGCUCGCUCGCUUGCAGGCAGAGGCGGGUAAGACUGAAUCCGUCCGUGCCCAGGUUGAAACCAUGCGCCGGGAGAUCCAGAAGGGCAGGGCUGCAGUUGAAUUUGAAAAGAAGGCACAUGCUGAUAACCUUGAACAAAGUAAAGCAAUGGAGAAAACUAUGAUUGCUGUGGCCAGUGAGAUCGAGAAGUUAAGGGGGGAUCUUGCAAAUGCUGAAAAGCGGGCCACUGCUGUCAACACAGCAACACCUGUAGCUAAUCCCGGGUUUCCUACAACUUAUGGCAAUUCCGAGGUAACAUAUCCUGCAGCAUAUGGUAACUCUGAGACAAAAUAUGCAUCAACAUAUGGAAGUUCCGAGGCAGCAUAUGCAGCAACAUAUGGAAAUUCUGAUGCUUAUAGCACUAAUCAGUGGUCGUCUUCUUUUUCCACAGGUUCGUACCCGCACUGAUGGCAACCCUCACUACAUGGUACCUGUUGUUCAUUAUGCACAAUAUGAGGGCCAGCACACCAAUGUCCAAAGAUGAAUGGCGCGAGUUAGGCAGGAUAACUCUGACCUUUGCGGUGUCAUCCUGGGCCUUGUCAAUGUAAAAGGAUAGUUGCAGGAUACACCAAACUAAGACUGUUGACAAGUUCGUUCCAUGGAAGUGUUGGGUAUCGGUGUUUUUUCAUAUAUUUUCCUGAAUCAGUUAUGGAAUGCUCGAGCCAUUAGUCUAAAGUUAAUAUUUUUUUGAAAAUUGUCAAUGUGUCACCCUGAUGUACCAUGGUUUAGUUCCCUUGACCACAGGGAGUCGUUUUGUCAGAGUUGGUGAUUACCCGCGAAUGUAGUGGUGCAGCACUUUGUAAAUAUACAAUGGAUUAUGAGUCAAUGGCAACAGGUGCAAGUUAUGUAGUCAGCAAAACCAUUCUCUCAUGCAUCGCAUUUCGUUUGCAUGUGAAAGCUUCAA
Oryza brachyantha (malo sina) is the source of this 1515-nucleotide messenger RNA. Its product is annotated as protein FLX-like 1. NCBI's taxonomy places the organism in Eukaryota, Viridiplantae, Streptophyta, Magnoliopsida, Poales, Poaceae. Bases 78 to 1019 code for a protein of 313 amino acids. The record is from RefSeq and is a predicted model, not a curated record. The transcript is spliced from 4 exons.